This is a messenger RNA of Colletotrichum destructivum, 1456 nucleotides long. RefSeq names its product Putative trimeric LpxA-like superfamily, dynactin subunit 6. Gene Ontology annotation, cellular component: dynactin complex. The record is from RefSeq and is a predicted model, not a curated record. The coding region runs from base 1 to 804 and encodes 267 amino acids. Gene Ontology annotation, biological process: mitotic spindle organization. Lineage: Eukaryota; Fungi; Ascomycota; Sordariomycetes; Glomerellales; Glomerellaceae. The transcript is spliced from 2 exons. Gene Ontology annotation, molecular function: dynein complex binding.
AUGCAUCAACCGGGGUUAUGUGUCGUAGCAGCUAUCGACGGCCGGCGCAAUUGCCCCACGAAACGGCAGGCGCACCUCCCAUCCCAUCCCGUCACUAACAUCGAAGACGGCCUUCGGAGCACGAGCUCGGUCCCGCGUUGUCAUCUUCACCAAGCAUGUAACAUUCACCUUGUGCGUAUCAAAUCUUCAGGGGUGGAGCAACCCAGUAUACACGUCGUCACCAUGUCGUCUAGCAAGCGGCAUUCUAUGCUGCCCGCCGUCUCCAACACCGGCCCGCGACCGCCAGUCAACUUCUCUUCGUCUCUCACCGUCGCUGACAGCGCCAUUCUUGUCGGAACCCACUCGAUCACGAUUCAAUCCGAAAGCGUUCUACACCCACGAUCCAAGCUUGAAUCUACCAACGGCAGCAUCCUGAUUGGGCGACGGUGCAUCAUCCACGAGCGAACCCACAUUGGCGCGGUUGGCAACGACGAUGCCAGCGGAGGUGUUCUUCUCGGAGACUACGUGGUCGUAGAAGUUGGCUCGGUUAUUCAAGCUGGCGGCACGGAGAUUGGGACAGAUACCGUCGUCGGAGUUCGAUCUCGGAUAGGGGGUGGUGCCGUCAUUGGCAAGAACUGCACGAUAUCACCCCUGACCGUGGUCAAGCCCGGCGAGAAGAUCCCAGACUACACGGUCGUGUACUCCAACGGCCAGCGACGGACGGACAGACGAGGAGUUGCAGACCUCAAGCACAAGGCGCAGGCGCGGCAGAUUGAUGUGCUCAGGAGACUUAUACCCAAUAAGGCCGAGAAAUGGCUGAGCUGAGGACGACACUACAAUGAUACCCCCUUGGUUCAAUCCGGACUCAGGAUUUCUUCCGAAACAACCUGGGGACCGUAUGCUAAAUUCCAUGGGCUGACUGUACUGACCAGUGAUUAUACUCUGUUCUCUUGGCCCCUGUCCAGUGACGGGUUGAAAUUUAGAUACGUGUGUCCCUAAUCAGGAACUUUCAAUUCAACCGCAACACCAAGUGGUAAAGAGACUGGCAGAAUCUGCCAAGGCAGUUCCAAAUCCACUCUGAGCUCGUAGGGUUGAGCUCUGGACAUUCACUCCUGCUUUUCUGUGCUUAUGGUCCUUAUGGUCUGCUUGAAGGAUCUUUUGAGUUGUCAAGUGACCACUCGUAUUCUUCACCUGGACUGGGACAGCGUCGAGUAUUCCGUCACCAGCAGAUGCAGCUUGGCUUGGACUUCAGUGUCCAGAAGUCUUUAGCUUCAUUAUGAGAUGAGUUUGCCUGAAGCCUAGGAAACCCCCCUCUCUAUAAAGUGCUUCCAAUACAACUUUUGUUGCUACUUGACCAUUUUGAAGGUCAUUGGAUUUUAGAUUGACAAGUUUAACAUACGCACACGCUCCUGAAUGCCCUCAGCUAGCGAUCUUAGCAAGACGUGAUUGAGUGAGUGUGCUUUAUUCAAAGUCCAAC